Molecule: messenger RNA, 2485 nt
Organism: Medicago truncatula (barrel medic)
Lineage: Eukaryota; Viridiplantae; Streptophyta; Magnoliopsida; Fabales; Fabaceae
Product: WEB family protein At5g55860
Exons: 3
Coding region: 275-2233 (652 amino acids)
Biological process (GO): chloroplast avoidance movement; chloroplast accumulation movement
Cellular component (GO): cytosol
Source: RefSeq, a predicted model, not a curated record
AGGAACACAGAUUUUAAAAUAGGAAGAGAUGCAGGUGAUAAUUCACUCUCAUUUCUUCGUCUUGUUACUAUACUGCUGAUGCAAAAAAUUUUGUCUUCACCAGCUUUUCCAUUUUCAAACACAUCUCUAUCACUUUCUCUCUCCAAAACCAUCUCUCUCUCUCUCUCUCUCUCUAAUGAGAUUCAUAAUCAGUUAUUUUCAAAGCUGAAGAGAUUUGAAGAAUCACCUUUGUAAGGUUGGUUUUGAAGUCCUUAAGAUUUAGAUCUAAGAUACAAUGGUCGCAAAAAUCCGGCAAACUGCUACUGGCUCUCCCUCUCCCAGUCUAAAACCAGAGGUUGGAGAGAUUGACACCAGCCCACCUUUUCAGUCCGUUAAAGAUGCUGUGUCUCUAUUUGGUGAAGGUGCUUUCUCUGGGGAAAGACCUAUCCAUAAGAAACCAAAAGCUUAUUCUGCCGAGAGAGUUUUGGCCAAGGAGACGCAACUUCAUGUAGCCGAAAAAGAGCUGAACAAGUUAAAGGAACAAGUAAAGAAUGCUGAAACUACUAAGGCUCAAGCUCUUGUGGAGCUUGAAAGGGCCCAAAGGACAGUUGAUGAUUUGACACAGAAGCUAAAACUUAUUACUGAAUCUAGGGAGUCAGCAGUGAAGGCAACAGAAGCUGCAAAAAGUCAGGCAAAGCAAAAGUACGGCGAGUCUGAUGGAGUAAACGGUGCCUGGAAAGAAGAGUUAGAAAAUGCAGUUCAAAGGUAUGCAUCUAUCAUGACAGAACUUGAUGCUGCUAAGCAAGAUCUGAGAAAAACUCGUCAGGAAUACGAUUCAUCCUCGGAUGCUAGAGUGUCAGCUGUCAAGAGAACAGAAGAAGCUGAAAAUGCAAUGAAGGAAAACACAGAAAGAGUAUCUGAGCUGUCAAAAGAAAUUUCAGCUGUAAAGGAGUCAAUUGAGCAAACAAAGCUAGCAUAUGUGGAAUCGCAGCAACAGCAAGCAUUGGUAUUAACUGAAAAAGAUGCUCUUAGACAAUCCUACAAAGCUACCCUUGAACAAUCCAAAAAGAAAUUACUUGCUUUGAAAAAGGAAUUUAAUCCCGAAAUCACAAAAAGUCUUGAAGCACAGUUGGCCGAGACAAUGAAUGAAAUUGCGGCUCUGCAUACAGAACUGGAAAACAAAAGAUCGUCUGACUUGGACUCUGUGAAAACUGUUACUUCGGAGCUUGAUGGUGCGAAAGAAUCACUGCAGAAAGUAGUAGAUGAAGAAAACACUCUUCGAAGCUUGGUAGAGACUCUGAAGGUGGAACUAGAGAAUGUAAAGAAAGAACAUUCUGAAUUGAAGGAAAAAGAGUCCGAAUUGGAAUCCACAGUUGGGAAUCUGCAUGUCAAACUCCGCAAAAGUAAGUCUGAGCUUGAAGCCUGUUCGGCCGAUGAAUCUAAGGUUAGAGGUGCAUCUGAGGAAAUGAUCUUGACGCUGAGUCGGUUAACAUCCGAAACUGAAGAAGCACGGCGGGAAGUAGAAGAUAUGAAGAACAAGACAGACGAGUUAAAGAAAGAAGCCGAAGCUACCAAGCUUGCAUUAGAAGAAGCAGAGAAAAAACUGAAAGAGGCAACGGAAGAAGCAGAAGCAGCAAAAGCAGCUGAAGCUAGUGCAAUCGAGCAGAUUACAGUGCUAACCGAAAGGACUAGCGCAAGACGUGCAUCUACAUCGUCAGAAUCUGGUGCUGCAAUGACAAUAUCGACGGAGGAGUUCGAGUCGCUAAAACGGAAAGUCGAGGAAUCCGAUAAAUUAGCUGACAUGAAAGUGGAUGCUGCCAAAGCACAGGUAGAAGCUGUGAAGGCUAGCGAAAACGAGGUUUUGAAAAAGUUGGAGGCAACUCAGAAGGAGAUUGAAGAUAUGAAAACUGCAACACAGGAGGCCUUGAAAAAGGCCGAGAUGGCCGAAGCAGCAAAGAGGGCAGUUGAGGGUGAGCUUCGAAGGUGGCGGGAGCGAGAACAGAAAAAAGCGGCAGAAGCUGCAGCUCGGAUACUAGCCGAAACACAGAUGUCAUCGCAAUCAUCUCCUCAGCAUUAUAGGAUUCAAAAGCAGAAUGUUCCACCUCCUCGUACAACACUGGAAGUGAAGAAGUUAGAUAAAGAGAAGAUUUCGGUUUCGAAGAAAAUCAACAUUAGUGGUAUCUUUCAGAGGAAGAAAAGUAAUAUUGUUGAGGAUGGAUCUGCUUCUUAUUUGCCUGGUGAGAAUCCUGUAUAGUUUGUUGUGAAGCUCUUGUGAAUGUGAGAGAAAAGAUGUUUGAUGAUUUGUGUGUAGUUGAGGAAUUUUAUUAGAUUUUGUUAAUGAAGUGUGCUGGAAGGAAAGUUUAAUUGUAUGGUGUUAAUAGUUUGGUGACAAAUUAUGGGACAUGCAUUAUAUGUAAAUGGAACCAGUAGAAAAAUUUAAAUCUAUUGGUAAAAUCUAUUUGUUUGUAUUUCUUUUUCUGUUGAUAUUAAGCUAUCAUGACUGGUA